CGCAAAACUCACAGAUUCAUCUUCGCUCGCGAAACAAGCGGUUGCAUUGCACGCAGUAGCAGCAACAUUGGAAAAAGUGUCGUCGAACAGUGCAAGAAUCUUUCGGUGGUUCAAGCGGAAAGGGAAUAGCAAUCGAAUCAUUUGUGAAUAUUUGGUGCGGAUUGUGGAAGAGUACUCGGUACUCGACUGGAAAAAAUAGUGGUGCGCUUACACUGCUCCAGACGCAUAGUGAUUCCGAGUGUUUGCUGCCGAAAAGUCAUAAAAAAUUUUUCAGCCGAUUGAUAUCGAGCAGGAUCCGUUGACGGUGUAAUUGACGCAAAGAAAAACGAAACCCCGAAUCUGGCGCAGGGUGCGAAAACGGGAGUGGAGAUGAGUGAUUGAUCCCAGGCAACGCCUGACUGGAACAGAUCAUUCUCCGUGUUUUAUGCCGGAGCUUGACACGGGGGGAGAUUGUGCGGUGUUUGCUGAAUGAAAUAGGCUGAUUGCAUUCCGCUAGCCAGAUCAAAGCUGUUUUUCAAAUCACUAUCCGCACUUGUUGCUAGCUCUGUGCGGACGUAACAUCUUUACGACCGCCUCGAUUCGUUAUCCAACGGAGCGCUGCUACUUUUUCGAGGCGCGUUAUCUUCUUCGGCUGUUUGUGGAGGCGCCUCACAAUGGACCGAUGAUGACGAUGAUGAUGAUGCACCGAUGAGGAGAUAGACUGUGAGAGUGUGAGUCAGCUGUUGUGGCUGCUGGAUGUUGGAUCGAGCGAAGAAGAGAAUCUAAUCGUCAAAUACAUUCUGCGAAAAUUAAUUUAUGGGACGGACAGCUCAUUCGCGCCCGCUAGCGAAUGUAAUGUGCUUUGUUUGUUUUGUCUUAAAACCGUGGUGGUGGCGAUAAGCAAGGGAUAUUGUUACUCACAAGUGUUCAUUGUAGAGCGAUUCUUAGCUAGCUGCAAGUCUAGUGGUCCGUUUCAUUCGUUCCGGAGCGGAGAGCACGAUAUUAUUACCUCAGUUAUACUCAAACUACGCAAGGAAAAUAAAUACUAGCUGAUAAAAGAGUGCGCUGGUAGUAAUCGAAAACUAGGGAAUACGUCUAGCGUUAUUUCAGUUGUUAAUUUUUGACAGCCGGUAGGAAUUGAGCAGGGCGGACAAAAUGUCGAAAAAACCUACGGCGGGACCGGCACUGCAUAAGGUCAUCAUGGUUGGCAGUGGUGGCGUCGGCAAGUCAGCACUCACACUACAGUUCAUGUACGACGAGUUCGUGGAAGACUAUGAGCCGACGAAGGCGGACAGUUAUCGGAAAAAGGUUGUCCUGGACGGCGAGGAAGUACAGAUCGAUAUCCUGGACACGGCGGGCCAGGAGGACUACGCGGCGAUUCGCGAUAAUUAUUUCCGCAGCGGUGAAGGGUUCCUGUGCGUGUUUUCGAUCACCGAAGACGACAGCUUUCAGGCGACACAAGAGUUUCGGGAGCAAAUCUUGCGUGUCAAAAACGAUGAAAAUAUCCCAUUCCUGCUGGUCGGCAACAAGUGCGACCUGAACGACAAGCGGAAAGUGUCGCUGGCGGAGUGUCAGAACCGUGCGCAACAGUGGGGUGUGCCAUACGUCGAAACGUCGGCGAAAACGCGUGAAAACGUCGAUAAGGUGUUCUUCGAUUUGAUGCGUGAGAUACGCUCGCGGAAAACGGAAGACUUGAAGACGACCAAUGGUCGCGCCAAAGACAAGUCGAAACGGAGGAAACUCAAGUGCACGCUUAUAUAGAGAAGCCAACGCGGUGCGUGAUAAAGAAAACAAACAAAUGCUAAUGUUGCUAAAAACGAACAACAAUGAUAGCGGAAGAGCAAGCAAGAACAAACACAUCCUCACACCUACACACGUACACCUAAAUACAUACACAUCUGCUAACAUUUCCUGUUUUAUUAUUAUUAUUAUUAUCAUUAUUAUUAGUUUUAAGUUUCGGCUGUAUUCAUUACCAAGUGACCAAUUUUUGGUUCUAGCAUACCAGCAACUAGAGGAAGUAGGAUGUAACGGGAAAAUCAACGGUUUUGAAGCGAAGGGAUAAAUGCUAAUAGUUUGUGAGAAAUAAUUCUAAGAAUGAAAGAGUAUUCAUUCAUAAAACGCGCGAAAGGAAUACAAAUAGAAUAAAAAGCAUUUAAGUUAAGCUGAAACCACUAGUGUUUUUUAUUGCUUUGGUUGUGUUUUUAUCAUCUUCUCUUCACCGUGUAUUGUUUGCGCUUUCGCAGCUAACCAGACGAACGUUGGAACUUACCGCUCGCUGCCGCACAAAGAGCUUUGCGUGUUGAGAGAUCUUAUGCCACCAUGUCAUCUGCUACUGUGCACGCAUUGCGUACCACCGUGUGUUCGUCAAUUAUGUUGCAUACCCCUCCAUAACUUUAUUAUUUACCAUCAUUUCUCUUUUAUAUAUAUUUUUUCGGUACCGCACUAUUUCGUUACGCAAUACCCGGAGCUAGAUUUUUUACGACCUCAUUCGGGAUAUUUCGAACCGUAAGAAGAAAAACCAAGGAGGCGUACAGCCGCUGAAACGGGAGCCGCGUUCAUGCUGUCAGCUACUAUGAAAAAAAGAAAAACGCUUUUCCGCAAUUCUCAAAGGAUUCAUUUUAAUCACUAAACGAACCAGUCACCCAUCGGGCGGAAUGGUGUUCUCUGAGAUGUCCCAAAAAUAUAUUACAGUAAGCAAUUGAAGAGUAAAAACAGCAGCAGUACAAAUGCUUUGCUUAUGGUGCAUGCUUGCGUUUCGUUUUUUACGCAAACACAAAUCAUCGUAUAGAAUUUAUGUAUAGCCCUCUAGCUUGGGCCAGAACAAAACUAAACAAAAAAAAAAGAACAAAGGCCAGAUCAGUUGUCAAACUACCAUUACUGGAAAAAUAAACAUAUUCAGGAGCAGCAGUGAUAGGGAGAAGUUAAGUUAUCAAAAAGUAUUUUACAAACGAUAUUAUGUGUCGGCGGGCGUGUAAGAGGUGUAAGAGUUGCGAAUUGAAGAGAAGGUUCAAACUGUGGUGAUGAGAUGUGUACUAACACAAACCAAAAGCAACUGACGAAAACAAGCUGGACAGUAACAAUCUCCAACAAAUGAAUCAAGACUUCAAACAAGAAAAAAGGAAAGGAAUUAUAA
Messenger RNA from Toxorhynchites rutilus septentrionalis, 3112 nucleotides. RefSeq names its product ras-related protein Ral-a (gene Rala). Lineage: Eukaryota; Metazoa; Arthropoda; Insecta; Diptera; Culicidae. Gene Ontology annotation, biological process: Ras protein signal transduction. The coding region runs from base 1135 to 1740 and encodes 201 amino acids. Gene Ontology annotation, molecular function: GTP binding; GTPase activity; GDP binding. Gene Ontology annotation, cellular component: plasma membrane. The transcript has 6 exons. The record is from RefSeq and is a predicted model, not a curated record.